Messenger RNA from Brassica rapa (field mustard), 6920 nucleotides. RefSeq names its product restin homolog. NCBI's taxonomy places the organism in Eukaryota, Viridiplantae, Streptophyta, Magnoliopsida, Brassicales, Brassicaceae. The record is from RefSeq and is a predicted model, not a curated record.
GAUUGCAACUUAUAAUUGGUUUUUGACCAGAGAGCGAAACAAUGAGGUUUAAAUUGGAACAUUAUGAUAGUUAUUGGGCAUUAACGUAAUUAUGAAAACAUAGAGGAGUAAUAUGACAGGGAGCCUCUUUGUAGCAAAUAAGACAUUGAGGAAUACACAGCAAGUGACGUGAGGUGCAAGUAGCAUGAAAAGUGUGAUUUACAUACUAUUUUGUAUAUAAAUCUCCUCUUCUUUUGGAUAGCAUUUUCAAAAAUACAAUACACUUCUUGACCUUGGUAACAAUCUACAUCCCCAGGAGCUUGUAAAGCUUGAGAUUGCAGAUACGAGAUGCCAUAACUCUCUUCUAUGUAUAUUUUCAUAUCUACACUAAUAUGGUUUGGGAUGUUUAGAGGUAGUAUACUAUAUGAUCAGUUUGCCACUUCCCUUUAUACAAUAGCAUUUUCUAAUCAGAUAACUUAACAACAUUACUCUACUUCAAUGAUGGUACACUUUAUCCUAGACACAAAUCAAUGAAAAUUAGGAUUGACUAAUGACGACUAGGUUACCUCGUGAUGCCAGUGAUUUUAUAUGUAAAUGUUUUUUUUUCUUUUGUCUACACACCACAUUCAUUAUAAGGCUUUUUAUUCUACUUUUGAAAGAAAAUUUUGUAUAGUGAUCAUAAUUUAAUAGAAACUGUACAUGAGGCUUGAACUAUGCAUGUGAUGUGACUAUGCAUGAGCUAUGCUGCACCAGAGAACUCAUUCAAACGAUAAUUCAAACAAAAACAUAAUUUGACUUAAAAGCCAACUAAGUCAAGUACAUGCAAGUGAUAUGUUCACUGCAGGCUCUGGAUGUGUCUUGGAAUUUUCCAGUUUUCAUGUAUAAAUGGUUUUCACUUCUGACAGGUGCCAAAGAGUUUCACUCGUUCUCAUUUUAUAGUUUUUUAAUUGUUUCUGUAAUUUAUUUUUCAAACAUAUAUAUAUAUAUAUAUCCGUUGUAGAAAUUAAGUGUACUUUCAGAAAAAAAUUAUACAUGGUAAUUUAUUAAAAAGAUAGCUUUGAAUUUAUGAAGGGCUUUGGAGGAGGAAGCAAUAGAGUAUGGAGCCUACCUUAUAAUGUUUGCUAAGACAUGUGAACAUUCGAAGCUUGGAACCAUAUGAUGUAAGACAUAAAUGUCAAAACGUGAGGAAAGAUAAAUUCAUACAUACACGUACAAAAAAACUCAUUUAGACAAUAAUGUGGGGGAAUAAUAGACAUAUUAUGUGACAUUAAUAUAUGUCCACUUCAACAUGUGCUUUGUAUUAUUCGGCCAAACAUUCUCUUUGCUGCUAUAUAUCGUCGACCCUUAUUAGCUCCUCUUGUUUGUUUGUUUUUUGGUAAAUCAUUAGCUCCUCUUGUUGAGCAUUUUUUUUGUUCGUAUCUAGAGCUAGUUAUACAUUUUUCAUUAUAACAUAGAUUAUUGAUUUUAGCACUUGGUAAUUAUGUUGUAAUAUGAAAAAACCGUUAUAUAAACGAAUUUAUAACAACAAAUUAUACUCUCUUAUAAAAUUUUAAAUGAAAUUGUUCUAUUUGCAAUAUGCUAAAUUUUUGUAAAUUAAUUUUUAAUAGUUUGCAUAAAUGAUAAUAAAUCAGAUUUCCUACAAUGAUGAAGAACGUUAAUAGAUUAUAGUCAAACUUGAGGUUAAUUAAAUGUACUUUCAUGACUAAAUCAAUUUUUUGUAAAUUAAUUUUCAAUAAUUUUCACAAAUGAUAAGAACUAUAAUGAUGAAGAGCUUUAAUAAUUUUUUAGUUAAACUUGAGGCUAAUUAAGUAGACUUUUAUGACUAAAUCACUGAUUUAAAAAUGUCAGGUAUGUUUUCUGUAUAUAAGAGGUUUAUAAUAUUGCAUUGCUAUGAUUACUCUCAUUUUAUUCUUAAAGCCAUAUUAAAUACGUGUAUAUUUUUUGUCUUUUAGUGUUAAACAUAGAUAAUAUGGAAAAAAAUUCAAGGAAAAAGCCAUUCUCAAAAAAAUUGAAUGUUCAUCAUUCCAACUUUGUUCAAUAAAAACUCUUAACAGUUCCCAAGGUGUGUAAAGUGAACAUGAUGACAUAACAUACCACAUAGUCACAUACCACAUUAUUAAUUGGGACAUUAGUAUUCUCUUGCUCACUUAGUAAUUGGAAAUAAAAGUCAUUUAUAUGUAAAAGAGUUUAUAUAUCGUUAUCAUAAUUCACUACAUGCUCUAGUUUUGGGUUUUGAAACAAAGGAAAGCUUGUCGUGAUCUGAUUUUACUAGAAGAUCAGCAUGGUCGACCGAUUUGAUAUUAGAGAAGCAUGCAUGUUAUCAGGCCCGGCUCAAAGUGUUGGUAGACCCUGUGCUAUUUUUUUUUUGUCAACAGACCCUGUGCUAUAUAUAAAAUGAUUCAUAGAUCCGUAAAAUUUGUGCUUAAAAUAAUGUUAAAAAUCAGGAAAACAAUGACGUGUAAAAAAAUUGUGAGUAUUAAAUAGCUUAAAGUCACGUGUUUGUGGUUUCUCUUUUCAUCCCAAAGCCACACAUAUUUUUUUCUUUACUUCACCUUCUUUUCUGUAUAUUUGUUGAAUAAUAACAGUUUCAGAAAAAAAUUGGACCCUAAAUUUUAAAGAAAUUGUGAUAAAAAAAUAGGGCCCUGUGCUACUGCACCUCUGGCACACCCUCAAAGCCGGCACUGCAUGUUAUGAUUGUUAAUUUGUUACUUAUCAAUAUGACGUGUCAGGAAAAUUAUUUAUCCUACAUUUAAUUAAUAUGAUGAUUAAUAAAUUAAAAAAAAAAAAUAUUGGUUAACUUAAAAUAUCUAAGGAAAAUGGUUAUGUGUAGGUGGCCAAAAAACCCAAAUAUAAUUAACUGCUGCUGGUUUAAUCGAUGAAUAAAGUUCAUUUAUUCUUUGUCAAUAUGGUUUAGUAGAAUCGAACCGAUAAAUUAAAAGCAGAGAUUAUUCGGUUUAGCUCACACAUACACUUUCUCUAAUAAUUAAAAAAAGGAAAAAUUUAAUCUGAACGUGUAUAAUUACGCUCUCUCUCUGUCAAAAGUUGUAAGAGAAGAAGAAGAAAAGACACACAGUCGUUGAUGCUGCUCGUCUUCUUCGUUCAACUAAUAAAAGAAACUUCGCCAUUUGUGUUGCUUCCGUUUCUCUCUUUCUCAAGUUUGGAGCUUUGGCUGAGAUUUGGCUUGUAUGGUCUGUUCGGUUCUCGUCCGAUUUUUUUUGCUAUUUUAGGAAACUCUUCCGUGGGUUUGAAGAAAGGGUAAAGCCAUGGAGGAGAUUAAGGAGGAAAACGUGGUGAACGAGUUUAGGGUGAGGGGUGAGUGUCUGCAUAGCGCGUUGGACAAGGUUAACGCUCAUGCUUCCGACGUGCUUCUCUUCAGUGUUCAGUGGAAAGACUUGAAUGAGUAUCUGGAAUCAGUCAAAGGUAAAUUAAAGGAGAGGUUCAGGGAGUUAGAGUCCAAGGAGGUUGAGUUGAAAGGUCAAAGCUUUGCACUUGAAGAGAGGGCUAAAGUGGUUGAAGAAGCUGAAGCUAAGGUUGCUGAUUUGGAGAUGAAAUCUGAUGGGAUUCGGAUGGAUGUUGAGGCAAUGAAGAAAGAGCUUAACUUUUUUACUAAACAGGUUGAAGUUUCUGUAGGCGAGUCUAACGCGGAGGAAGCGAGACUGUCUCAGCUUAGGAGAUUGGUGGAAGAGUGUGAGGAAGAGAGAAUGUUGAAGGAGAGUCAGCUUGGUUUGAAAGGUGAAGAGCUAGCAAAGUUGGAGACUGAUAUUGAGAGGUGUUGUGCUGAGGUCAGCGCAGAGAUGGAGAGAUUGCGUGGAGCUCAAAUUCACAGGAGACAGUUAGAUGAGGAAGUUGAGAGGAAGACGAAAGAUCUCGCAUUGGUUCAGAGCAAGCUUGAGGAAUGUGAGAAGAUGUUUGAGACAAGGUCCUCAGAGCUGGUUGAGACUCAGGAUGAGCUUGAAUGUAAGCGAGAAGAUUUAGGACAGUUGGAAGCUGAGCUUGAAAGGCAUCGCGUUAAGGUCAUCACAGAGAAGGAUCAUUGGGAGAGGACGCGAGAUCACGGUAGAGAACUGGAAGAGGAGAUAUCAAGAAAGAAGAAAGAGCUUGAAUCGGUGAUAGAACAACUAGAUUCCAAACAGAAGCUGCUUGAGACACAGUCAUCUGAACUUGUCUCUAAGGAGAAAGAGUUUGAAGCUCUUAGUCUGGACAUUGGAUUGAGUGAGCAGAAGGUCAUGUCCCUAAAUAACGACAUGAAGGAGAUUUGCCAACGAGUGGAAUCAAAAGGCAAGGAGCUGGAGAAGGUUCAAAGGCUAAUUAAGGAAAGGAGUGUGCAUUGUGAGUCACUCAAGCUGUUGAUUGAGGAACGCAGUGAAGAACUUGAUUCUAAAGUGAAGCAACAUGAUGAGAUAACAGAUGAUAUUCGGAAGUUAUCCUUGGAGAUUGUCUUUAAAGAGAAGACACUGAAAAGAGCUGAAGUUUUUAUCCAGCAGCUCUCUGAGAAACAAGAUUCGGCAGAGGAAAAACUGGAUUCGACUAGAAGAGAUCUGGCAAGUUGCAUUGACGAACAUGAGUCAAUGGAGAGAGACCUUAUCUCUGUGAAGGAUAUAUAUAGAGAGUGCCUCGAAGAUCUGGAGAUCAAGGAGAAGGAGUUGAAGUGUGUAGAAUCAAUACUCACUGAGAGAAAUAAACAAGUUGAGGAACGAGAGAAGAUGAUGCAACAUUUGAAUAGCUCCAUUGAGAAACUUAUGGGACAGCUCAAGUUGAAACAAGAAGAGGUUUGUUCAAUCAAAAAGACCAUCAAGGAAUGCUCCCGUGAGUUGAAGGCUAAGAGGAAACACCGUGAUAAGGUUCAAAGCACACUUACUGAUCUUAUUGCUGAGCUCAAGUCAACAGAAAGCCAACUUAGCUCUGUCAAACAAAAGAUUCAAGACAGCUUGAAAGACUUUCAAGGGCUUGAACUGAAAGAGAAAGAGCUUAGUGCUCGGGAGGCAAGGAUUGAUCACAAGGCUCAGCAACUGAUAUCAACAGAACAGAAGUUGCCAAAAUCCUCUAAGAAAACUGAGCUGAAAGCAAAGAAACAAGGCAACACGGUUCAACAAGCUGACCUUGUACGAGACGCUAACGUACGCGACGAGAAAACUUUGCAGUUACUCUUACGUGGGCAUCUGAAGAAACGUGAUCAGCUUCAUCUCGACGUCUUGUCUUCUAUUAAAAGAUCUUCUGACCCGGCAAAGCUUGUGUUAGAGACAGUAAAUGGGCUCUACGCAGCUCACCAAAGGACAGAAGCUACAAAUCUUGAUCCAAAGAGUGUUCAAAGGAGUAGCAUCUGCUUGCUAGAAUGCUUGAUGGAUAUGUCACCAAACCCCACAGCUGAAGUACAAGGAGAAGCUUUCAAGUUUGCCACUGAAUGGAAGAACAUAACUCUGGUUGAGGCAGAGAAUCCAGUGGAGGUGUUGGAGUUUCUAAACUUUCUUGCUGCAUUCAGUUUCGCAUAUGCUUUUGAUGCUGACCAAGUCCAAAGUCUUUUUGAUGUUGACUUCCUUUGCAAAUAUGGUCUCAGUCUAUGCAAAGCUCUUGGAGUAUCAGCUCUAGCACCUGUCAACAAUAAUGUGCUAUCAUUGGAAGAUAAGCCUGAGCAGCAGCCCCGUGAAGCACCAGUCAUCAAUAGUAGUGAUCCAUGCUCCUUGGAUGUCCAACAAAGCAUAGCUUCACCUCAUUUGCCUGAUGAAGAUUCUCUUAGGGACAUUGAGGACUCAACUUCUUUUUCACCGAAUGAAGUCUCAACUAAACUUCGAAUGCUUAAAUAUCCAGGCAGGUUUGUUCUAACUUGUCUCGAUGAUGCACUCAUUGGCGCUCGUAGGAGAGGGGAAUUGAGUUUAGCAGAGCCUAUAGUCAAGACUUUUAUUCCCCUUUUGGAGGAGCUGGCACGUGGUGUAGUCUCUACUGAUCCUGGUCUACACUCUUAUGCAACCAAAGUGGCACGUGAAUGGGUGAGUAUGAUGGGAGCUAGUGUUGAAAAGUCAGAGCUUGAGGUUUGGGCUUUUCUGCAAUUCAUUGUGGCGUUUGGAUUGCGGAUUCAACCAGAUCAGAAUUUACAACUCGCCUCGCGUGUUACUCACUUCAAACAGGCUCCAAGACUCUUCCAAUCUCUUGGUCUCAGUGAUGCCAUCCCAAAUUUUGUCACACAGCUCCUUGACAAAGCCAUCUAUAUUCCGGCAAUCCGGUUUAUGCUUUACUUCAACGUGACAAACAACUUUUCUCCACUGGAGUUCUUGAAGGAACAGAUCAUCAGUCUCAGACGCUCAGCCAAGGAAAAGAGAACAACACAUGAAUCACAGGCUGACGCUGCUACAAUGAGGGACAUAAUGGAACUCAUUGAAGACUUCCAGCUGGAAAUUGACAUUCCUGUGGCUCUUAUCCUCAGAUUCAUGGUUCCUCGGGACAUUCAAAACCUUCCAGUUCAAUCAACCCAUGCGCAGGCUUCAGACACAGCCUUUCAAAGCUCAUUCAUUGCCACUGAUGGCUCAAACCCUAGCCUUCCAACAAGCUUUGAUGCUGCACCAGAUCAACCUGUUAACGUAGAAACGUAUGAAGCUGGUGGUUCAACUGAGUUCCAAGGUCAAUCUUCACAUCAAGCUGGUUCUAAACGUCCAAGGGUGGUGGAGGAUCCUGAGGGUUCUAGACUGGUGAUUAGACCCUGCAUCAAUCGACCACCAGGCUUUGGCAAAUUCUAGUGCUCUAUGUCUCAAGUUUAAGGCUAUAACUAGCUAAGUAGUAGGAAGUAACUAACUAGAAACAUCUUUUGUUUCUUUGGGUUUGAUAAAGUCUCAGCUAUUGUGGUUUAGUAAGCUCCAUGGUUUCUCACUUAAUGGAUUUUGUUAUGGAAUUUUGGAGGCUGUUAUGAUCUUGAAUUUUAAUUAUUAAUGCAACAAAAGCUCUUUCGAAAA